Colletotrichum higginsianum IMI 349063 is the source of this 1620-nucleotide messenger RNA. Its product is annotated as Metaphase-anaphase transition protein. Bases 1 to 1620 code for a protein of 539 amino acids. Gene Ontology annotation, cellular component: cytoplasm. The transcript is spliced from 3 exons. The record is from RefSeq and is a predicted model, not a curated record. Gene Ontology annotation, molecular function: ubiquitin protein ligase activity; zinc ion binding. NCBI's taxonomy places the organism in Eukaryota, Fungi, Ascomycota, Sordariomycetes, Glomerellales, Glomerellaceae.
AUGUCAAUGGACCCCCCUCCGCCACCAGUUGUGUCCGGCGACGCUGAUGUCGCUGAUGUCGCUGUCCCUGUUGGCCCGCCCAAGGCUGCUCGCAGCGAAAGCUUCUCAUCGCACAAAUCCAACGACUCUCAAACCGCUGCUGAAUUCAUCCGUGAUCAGAUGCAAUUGGAAGCCGACGCGCGCGAGGCUCUUCCCUACAGCAUCGAGAACUGCACCAAUAUUCUUGGACCCCUACGUCAGAGCGUUUUUGCCUGUCUAACUUGCAAUCCGCCGCCCGCGAAUCCCAAGGACCCCUACGAUGGCGCAGGCGUCUGCUAUGCCUGCUCGGUUCAGUGCCACGGCGAACACACUCUUGUUGAGAUCUUCACCAAGAGAAACUUCACAUGCGAUUGCGGUACGAAGCGAUAUCCAUCUACAAGUCCCUGCAGUCUGCGGAUCAACCCUGCUACCAACACUAAGGGCGGCGUUCAUUCGGAAGAGCCUGACGCGAACAACAAGUACAACCAGAACUUCAGGAACAGAUUCUGUGCGUGUGAGUGUGACUAUGAUCCAUUCCAGCAGAAGGGCACCAUGUUUCAGUGCUUAGGCCUGGGCACGGCAGAGAACGGUGGCUGUGGCGAGGAUUGGUACCACCCUGGCUGCUUGGUCGGACUAGGCCCCAACUGGUUCGAUGGUAUGAAGAAGGAAAAGACGGCCAAACCCAUGGUUGAGACCACAGAAGCUGCAACAUUGCCAACAAUCUCGGAAGAUUCGGAGGCGCGGCCGGCAGAGGAGGCGACAGCCGUUGGCGUCAAGGAAGAAGAGGAUGACGAUGACGAUCCGCCGAUGCCACCCGGCUUCCCAGGCGAAGACGACUUUGAGGCGUUCCUCUGCUACAAAUGUGUCAACGCCAAUCCAUGGAUCAAGAAGUACGCCGGUGCAAAGGGAUUCUUGCCCGCCGUCUACUCGAGUCAGAAGCAAGAGAAGGCUCCCAUCGUCGAUGAAGCUCCCAUCACCGAAGAAGCAAACAAGAAACGAAGGAUGGAUGAUGGUUCUGAGCCGGAGGCCAAGCGACUGAAGGGCGAUUCUGAACCAUCGGAGAACAGACCUGACGACAGUGUCGCAGUAGUCAAAGAAGAGACGAAGGAAACCUCGACUACUUGCAAGUGGGCAGCACUUGCAUCCCCGCCAGAGGGGGAGUUCUCGCUCUUCAUGAAGGAUGACUUCCGUGAAAACUUGUGCCGUUGCUCAGCAUGCUACCGCAAGCUGGACGCGAACCCGCAGCUGCUGGAGGAGGAGGAGACAUACGAGCCGCCGCUUUCAGACGGUGCAGACUCGGAGCGCAUCGGAUCGACUAACGGCAGCGGCAGUCUUUUAGAGCGUGGCGAGAGUGCUCUGCGAAACGUUGACCGCGUUCGUGCGAUUGAGGGAGUCAUGGCGUACAAUCACCUCAAGGAGCAGCUGAAGCCAUUCUUCCAGCAGUUUGCGGAGAGCGGCCAAGCGAUCGGCGCAGAGGACAUCAAGUCCUACUUUGCCAAGCUCAGAGGCGACGAGCAGGCCAUCAAGGACGCUGGAGAAGCAGCCAAUGGUUCGAAGGACGAUGAGGGUGAUGAUCAGAGACGGGAACAGAGUGGUUAUUGA